CAACAACCAUGACUACUGUAGUGGAGGAGGGGGGUGCUUGACGUGUCAGGAAUAUGCAGCAGCGAAAAGAUCAGCCCAGCCCGCGGGAUGCAGCAGAAGCAUCAGAAGAAGCAGCAGGAGGUGGAGCAGCACGACGACAAUCUCCAACUGCAUCUGGACGGAAUCGGGCGAUCGAGCUAGCGAGCGAGUGGCACUGGACGGACGGUGGGUCCUCGGGCUUUCACGAGUUCUAGUGCUAGUGCUGAUGCAGUCGUCGAGCUAGCUGUCUGUCCGCCCGGCUGCAGCCUCUGCAUCUCCUCUCCCCCUCCCCCUCCUCCUUCUUCCGCUGCCAUGCUGCCGCCGUUAGUGCGUUUCCACGGACGUACUCACUCCUACCGCUCUCGCAGAAUCGGUGGGAGUUGCUCUCGCUCUCGCGAUUUUCCUGGUUCAUUUUUAAAUUGAAGUGUGCGGGUUCCUCGUAUUUCUUUACAUCUUACAGCCUGCUGCGCUGCUGCGACUGUCACUCGUGUUAACGACAGGGAGGACGGGAUUAGAGUUCCUUGCUGACGCGGAGUUGGAUUGAUUGGAUUGAGGGAGGCUAGACGAGGAAGGAGGGAGUGGAAGAAAAAUCUGUUUGUUUAUAGCGGUUGAAAUGAUCCGAGGCGAGGAUUGAUUAAUUGCGAAAGAAAUUCGUCACGAGUCGCUGAUGGUCGGCGUUGCAGGUCACUUGACGGAAGGGUGUGCGCUGAUGGAUGCGAUUUUGUGAAGUACAAGCACGGUCGGGGAGUGGCGGGGUUUUUUUGGGCCCUAAAUUUGAUUGCGUCGUGGUGAUUAGGGCUGUCGAGGUCAAAACCUUCCGCGUUCAGCUUGAACUGAUCGUCGUGAGGAUUGCUCCGGAUUCCUGACAAUUCAAUAAGCCGAUGGUGCUCGGUUUGUAAAUUACAGCGGUUGCGGAGACCUGGUUGCGGUUGAGCUCGAGAGCUUCCGAGCUGAGCGUGGAUGAGGUUCCAGCUUUGAGAACCUAAUGAGAAAAGUUUGAGUGUGAGGUGGAUGUGAAGAAAUGGAGGGUAAUUUCGGAGCUCCUCCGCAACACCGGAAUCACUUGAAAAGUCCAGUUGGAAAUCAAGCCGGUCAUCGAAGAAGACAGCAGGCUGUACAAAUCGGGAAGGAAAGGAGGGAGGCGGUUGUGAGAGCCAAACGCCUGCGUAGAGGAGAUGCAGUUCCAAACGGAGAUCAAUCGGAAGCACCGGAUAGUCACAUGGAUGAGGAAGCUACGGCAAGAGCCGCAGAAGCUUCGUCAAGGGCUUUGGAGGAGAACACUUUGAAGGCAGUGAAGGCCCUCCGCGAGUAUGUUGGACCUGGGAUCAUUCUUGGGAAGGAUAUGGCGCUGAAGAAGAUUGAAGCUUUGAGGAAUGUUCGGAGUCUUUUAUCAUGCAACGCGAUGCCGCCAUUGAAUGUUGCUGUAGAAGCUGGAGUUGUACCCCUCUUAGUCCAGUGCCUUGCGUUUGGUUCACCGGAAGAACAGAUUCUGGAGGCAGCAUGGUGCUUGACCAACAUUGCAUCCGGCGAACAGGAUUUGACAAAGGCUGUUCUACCUGCUUUACCCUAUCUGAUCAGUCAUCUAGGAGACAAAAGUGCUGCAACGGUAGCUGAACAGUGUGCCUGGGCGAUUGGAAAUGUCGCCGGUGAGGGAGAGGAGAUGAGAGAUAUACUUUUGGCACAAGGAGCCAUGCGGCCCCUUGCUCGACUGAUGUCAUCUCCUUACCCUUCCCUGGCACGAACAGCUUCCUGGGCAAUGUCAAAUCUGAUCAAGGGACCAAGUCCAAGGGCAGCAUCUGAUCUUAUGAAGAUCGAAGGCAUGGCAGACACUUUGGUUGGAUUAAUGAUGAAAGGUGAUGAAGAACUAAUGGUCGAACUCGCUUGGGUGAUGGUGUAUCUUACAUCGAUGGCCGAUGCUCAUUCUGGUAUUCUAUUGAGCGUGGGACUGCUCCCAAUUCUUAUAAACAAGCUAGGCACGUCUGAUCAGACGGCACUGCUGACUCCGUUUCUACGAUGUAUCGGGAAUAUAGUCGCCGGUGACAACUCCAAGACAGACGCAGUUCUAAAUGCAGGUGGAGAUAUCUCCGGUGGAAUUAUUGGAGCCCUUACUCGCUGCUUGGAUAUGGGUCAUCGCACCAUGCAAAAGGAAGCAGCUUGGGCAGUUUCGAAUAUCGCAGCGGGUUCAAUGCUGCACAAGCGAAUGGUAUUUCAAGGUGGGGCAAUACCAUCCUUACUUCAUCUACUAGCGACUGCAGCUUUUGAUGUAAGAAAGGAAGCAGCGUAUGCUCUGGGAAAUGUGUGUGUUGCUCCGAAAGCGAAGGCCAAGGAAGUCGACCCCAUUGUUGAGCAUUUGACGGUCCUUGUGGACAGGGGUUGCAUACCCGGUUUCACAGCUUUGGUCAAGUCACCCGACAUGGAGGCUGCCAGACUCGGUCUUCAAUUUCUUGAACUGGUAAUGAGGGGCUUACCAGGAGGGCAAGGCCCCAAGGUUGUAGAGAAGGAAGAUGGCAUCGCAGCCAUGGAAACGUUGCAGUUCCACGAAAAUGACGAACUCCGGCUCAUGGCAAAUACGUUGAUAGAUAAAUAUUUUGGUGAGGAUUAUGGUUUGGAAGAGGAGUACGGAUCCGAAGUAGUUGACAUGAUCAGAGGUAGUGACGAGAGCUCAGAGUACCCUCCAUGGCGACGAGGGGUUGUUAAUGGCUAGCUGUCACCCGUUCCAGCUCUUUGGCGUAGCCCAAAUAAGAGCAAGCAGGCCAUUCAAAGUACCUGACCAGAGACUGUAUCUAUAGAGCUCACUGGCGAUCGUGAUCUUUGGACGUCAUAAUUCACGCUACGAGCAGCAACUGGCGACCGCGAGCAGAGAGAGGCUUGUGGAGCGAUCAUCCGAUCCCAGUUUGGUCAUUUGCCAACCUCGAAUAGCUGGUGGACUGACUCUCUAAGACGCAAGGUCGAUGGUUUGCCGUGCCGAGUUCUAGCGUUGAGCCCUUUUUUUAAAGUGGGGGUAUGACACACUACACGAAAACUACAUGUCUAGGGUUGAUUUAUAGUUCAGCCUUGAGAACUGCCUUAGAGGUUGUUCCUCGUUGUUUGGGCUUCUGAUUCCUCCUCUCUUGUACGCCAUGAUGGGGUUUUUCCAUCUUUUUUUAUCCACAUUCCCAAAAUUUGUAGACGCAGGACUUGCCUUUUUCUUGUGAGAUGAGAAUGUGGGAUGAGGGAGGCCCUCCAUGUUUUACGAUUUGCUGAGCUUCCAAAAUUCAGCAAAGAUCCAUGAUCCAUGAUCCAACUUCACCGCUCCAUGCAGUGAAUCUGGUAGAUCCCACAUUAAUGUGUGACAAACAUGUUAGCAGCAUUGAGGCGAGCUGCCGAAAUUGGAUGAAGAUCUGAUCAUGUAAGG
This is a messenger RNA of Marchantia polymorpha subsp. ruderalis, 3412 nucleotides long. NCBI's taxonomy places the organism in Eukaryota, Viridiplantae, Streptophyta, Marchantiopsida, Marchantiales, Marchantiaceae. The record is from the annotation of a GenBank genome assembly.